Blastomyces gilchristii SLH14081 is the source of this 364-nucleotide messenger RNA. RefSeq lists its product as uncharacterized. The transcript has a single exon. Lineage: Eukaryota; Fungi; Ascomycota; Eurotiomycetes; Onygenales; Ajellomycetaceae. Bases 21 to 170 code for a protein of 49 amino acids. The record is from RefSeq and is a predicted model, not a curated record.
GGUGUUUUGGAACAUCAAAGAUGGACAGGGUUUUCGCGGAGGUCGCUUCUCAGAUAUCUCCACAACUACAGAUCGGGGAUCUUCCAAAAUCGAGAAGAUUGGUGCAUAUGGCUAGGUCUCUUCACCUUACAAUUUGUAUGGCAAUUUGGCCCGGGGUUGUGGUGUGGUAGGGGAGAAUGGGGGAUAAUCCCACACAGGAGUUUCGAACGACGUCUGGUUCAUGUUUGGCUGGAUAACUCCACCACCACACGGGGUAUGCGGUCGGCGAUGGGGUCAAAAUGCUCGUAUGAUCGAGGGCUUUUCGAUGGAUCUAUCGGCGGGUUCUUAUUCGAAAAAUCGAGCGAGUUCGUGGUGGAGCGGUUGA